Messenger RNA from Hypoxylon fragiforme, 1556 nucleotides. Its product is annotated as ENOS interacting protein. The coding region runs from base 164 to 1333 and encodes 389 amino acids. Gene Ontology annotation, molecular function: ubiquitin protein ligase activity. The transcript has 2 exons. NCBI's taxonomy places the organism in Eukaryota, Fungi, Ascomycota, Sordariomycetes, Xylariales, Hypoxylaceae. Gene Ontology annotation, cellular component: nucleus. The record is from RefSeq and is a predicted model, not a curated record.
AUGUAGCACUUACAUAUGUACAUCAACAUUAUAACAAUUCACAUCACAGCUAUCCUCAAUUUCCCUAUCAUCAAUAUCAUCUACCGUAUACUCGUCUUGCUAGAACCUAUAUGGAAUAAUUGCUUCCAAUUAACUAUCUACCACGGUAGGUACCAAGUUCAACAUGUCCCACAGCAAACGGAACACCUCCCGCGCCGUCUUCACAUCCCACGAGCGGGAUCUAGCCCGACGAGCAUGGAGCUCGACCUCGGCGCGCCUGUCGCGCGAGAGCUACCUGCCUUUUUCCUCGUGCGGCCUCUGCCUCGAGAUCGCCCAAGACCCUGUGUCGUGCGUGCAUGGCGACGUCUUCUGCCGCGAGUGCGCGCUCAGCAACAUUCUCGCCCAGAAGAAGGAGAUCAAGCGGCUAGACCGUCUGCGCGAGCAAGAGAGCCGCGAGGCCGACGAAGAGAGGACGCGGCUGGAGGCGGAGGAGCGCGAGCGGGCAGUGCGCGAGUUCGAGAUGACGCAGAUUGGCUUAGAUGCUAAGCCGAGGAACAAUAAUACCACAAAUAAUAACGCUGCUGCUGGGGGGAGGCUGACCGAAAGUCGCGAUACCCCGGUAGCGGCGGCGGCGGCAGUAGAAGAGGCGGUCAAUGGCGCGAGGAAACGCAAGUUCGAAAUGGACGAGGAAGAACUAGCGCGAAUAGCCAAGGACGAUCGAGCGAAAGCCCGGAAAGCCCUGGACGACGAGAAGGCCGCAAAGCCCACGCUACCGUCGUUCUGGACACCAUCCGUAACACCGUCGUCGAACACGAAAGAUGUGCUGCACGAAGUGGCCAAAAAGACGAAGAGUACACCGAUCUGCCCUGCGUCGAAGGAAGAUAAGCCGCACGCUUACUCGUUACACACGCUUGUCACGGUCAAUUUUACCGAGGAGGAGGCAGGCGACGACGCGGGCAAGGGCCGAAGUACCAAUGGGAAGAAGGAACGCAUACGCGUGUGUCCCUCAUGCAAGAAGGGGCUGAACAACGCCUCGAAAGCGAUGCUCGCCAAGCCCUGCGGACAUGUGCUGUGCCGGAGUUGCAUCGACAAAUUCAUGCGGCCCUCGCGGCAGCAACAUCAUCACGAUCCGCACGCGUCAGCGGGCGAGGCCGAGCGAGUGCGGUGUUAUGUCUGCGAGGCGGACCUCACCGAGAAGAGUGGGGGUGGCGAUGGUGGCCAAAAGGGCAAGAAGAAGGAGAAAGACAAGGAGAAAAUGCAGCCCGGUCUUGUGGAGCUGAGGAGCGAGGGCACGGGGUUCUCGGCUGGAGGUGCGAACCAGGUGCAGAAGUCGGGGAUAUCGUUCCAGUGCUAAUAAUCUUGAGGCGUGAGGUUCUCUUGUAGGUUACAUAGAUAGAUCGGGAUUGUGCUGUAACGAUGUUACCAAUAAUGGUAUAGCAUUGUACGAUCUACGAGCGAACUACUCCUUAACGCCCCAGUUCGAGGAAGGCAUUUAAUCAAGUACGAGAUAUACGGAAUAUAGAGGCAAACUCAUGUUUACACAUUCCAAAUAUCGUAUUGAAUUACUCAGACUAAUG